AUGACCCUUCAGGCGGACUACACGACCCUACUGGCGGGCCUCGCAGCCUUCAAGGCGGACACGGACGCUAUCAAGGCGGAGACUGCAGCCGUGAAUGUGAAGAACGACGCUAUCAAGGAGGAGAUCGUGGCCAUGAAGGCGACCUUCAAGGCGGACAGGCGCGCCAUCCAGGCGAAGACUGCCGCCAUGAAUGCGAAGACCGACGCUAUCAAGGGGCAGAUCGCGGCCAUCGAGCUGGCCAUCAAGGCGGAAACGGACGCUACCAAGGCGACCUUCAAGGCGGACAGGCGCGCCAUCCAGGCGAAGACUGCGGCCAUGAAUGCGAAGAACGACGCUAUGAAGGGGGAGAUCGUGGCCAUGAAGGCGAAGAUAGCGAACGUCAAGUCUCGCGUGGACAGCAACAGAGCAGCCGACGAGGGGCAUUGA
Molecule: messenger RNA, 426 nt
Organism: Acanthamoeba castellanii str. Neff
Lineage: Eukaryota; Discosea; Longamoebia; Acanthamoebidae
Product: large adhesin, putative
Exons: 1
Coding region: 1-426 (141 amino acids)
Source: RefSeq, a predicted model, not a curated record